UCUGAUUGGUCAAUAUUGUUAAUACACGAGAAACAUGGCUGACGUCGUUGCCGAAGUUUUACGUGAAGCUGCCGAAAAAGAAGCUCGUUUCAAAAGUAUCGAAGUUCAGAAAGAUGUUGAACUUGAUUUUGACCAAGGAAAUUUGCUUGCAUCAGAUCCUAAUCCUCUUGAUUUGAAAAAAUUAAGGCAAAACAAAGAUGAUUAUCUUUUGAAUUUGGCAAGAGACAAUACACAACUACUUAUCAACAAACUAUGGCAGCUCCCAACAGAGAAGAAUGAUGGCAUUGUAAAUGUUAAGCUUCCAGAUACGAUAACAGUUAUUCCAAGGGAAAAGCCUGCACCAAAACCCAAACCCCUAACAAAAUGGGAACAGUUUGCUAAAGUGAAAGGAAUUACAAAGAAGAAAAAGAGUCGAAUGGUGUGGGAUGAUGUAGCAAAGGAUUGGCGUCCUCGUUGGGGUUAUAAAAGAGCUAAUGAUGAUACAAAAGACUGGUGUAUUGAAGUUCCUACUAAUGCUGAUCCCAAUGAAGAUCAGUUUGCAAAGAGAAAAGCUGCCAAAAAGGAACGUGUUGCUAAGAACGAGCUGAAAAGAUUGCGGAACAUUGCAAGAGCCCAAAAACUAAAAGUUUCUGAACUCCAUACACCUACCCAAGUUGAGAAAAAACAGGAUGUGAAUCGCAAACUUGCACUUGCUAAGUAUUCAACUGCUUCUGUAGGAAAAUUUACUGAGACUUUACCAAAAGAAAAACCUGCUAAAAAUGUUGGAAGGAAAAGAAAGUUUGCACCCAAUCAUGGGGAUAUCAAAGAAGAAGCAUCACAUCAGUUGGGUCUUUUAAAGAAAAUCGCAAAUAAAAAACCAAUUAUUGAUGUUACAAAAGCUACCAAUAAACAGUUACAUGAAGAUGAAGUUGCUAGAUCCAAAGUAAACAAAAUAAAUCCCAAAAAGAAAUUUAAAGAAGGAUCAAAGAAGGCCAAAAAAGUGGAAAAACAUUUUAGUAAAAAAGCAUUAAAAGGUAGAACAUUAGGGAAGAAAAGAAGACGUUGAAAUUGUUAAUAAAUAUCCUACAUUAUAAACUUGA
Octopus bimaculoides (California two-spot octopus) is the source of this 1079-nucleotide messenger RNA. Its product is annotated as ribosome biogenesis regulatory protein homolog. NCBI's taxonomy places the organism in Eukaryota, Metazoa, Mollusca, Cephalopoda, Octopoda, Octopodidae. Gene Ontology annotation, molecular function: protein binding. Gene Ontology annotation, biological process: ribosomal large subunit biogenesis; ribosome biogenesis; endonucleolytic cleavage in ITS1 to separate SSU-rRNA from 5.8S rRNA and LSU-rRNA from tricistronic rRNA transcript (SSU-rRNA, 5.8S rRNA, LSU-rRNA). The record is from RefSeq and is a predicted model, not a curated record. Gene Ontology annotation, cellular component: nucleolus; nucleus; preribosome, large subunit precursor.